CCUGGCUAAGAUCCCGGAGGGUCGGAACAAGAACAUCACCAUCAAGGAGUGCACCUAGAAAGGGGAUCUGUACGCCCUUGGGUUCCGACAGUACCGUUUCCUGGGGGAGACAGAUGAAAAGUACCCGAUGUUCGACAGAGCCUCCGGGGUUUAGGAGGUAGGGGUCGAGGGCAUCCAAUGCUUAGACUUAUGAAUAUUUUUGCUAGGCGUAGACACAUUUUUUUUGUUGCACCUUUUCUCCUCCGGUCUUAACCGCCCUCGUUCUUUUGCAGGUAUCAACAUGGAUCUCAACGCCUUCGCCGCCCUCAAGAAGCAGAAGGCUAAAGUCCCGGACCAGAAGGAGCCCAGUAAGCAGAGGCCCUUCGAGGAGUUCUCGAAGAAAGGCAGUGAGCCUUCGGAGGAGGCUGCCAAGAGGAAGGCAACCGGUAAAGCCUCAAUCCCCGAGGGGGAGAGGCCGAAGAAGGGGGACACUGGGAAGAAGGCUCCCCAGUGGUGGUCGUGGAUGAGCACUCCACUUCCGAGCCCUGUGCCCAAAUGGCAACGACUGCUUCUCAUCUGCCCUCGGGUCAGGGGGGUGAGGUAAGCUUGCCCCGGGAGGAUAUACGGUUCUCCCUGCUGAAGGGGGCUGCCAUCACACAUGGCACCGUAGACCCUCGGGAGUUCCUGGGCGGGGCUACCCCUGCAUUGGAUAGGAAGGCCCUCGGGAAGCUUGAUGACGAAGCUCUCGAGUCAAAAAUCCUCCGGUCCUCCCUUACUGCCUGCAUAGCCCUCGGCGAGCAUGCCAGAAGAUUUGACGAGUGGUGCCUCCAGAAGGCGCAACAGGAUGAGUCAAUGAGAAAACUCAUCCAUGAUAACGCCGAGGCCAUGAGGCAAAUGGCCCAGCUGGAAGGGGACCUUCAGCAGGCGAGGGCUGCAGCGGAGAAGGCGGCCAAGGAGAAAGCUGAGGUGGAGAAGGCUGCUGCUGAGGCCGCAAGGAAAGCUUCUGAGGACGCAGAGGCUGCCAAAGCAGAGGCCGCCGCUGGUGCUGUUGCUGCCUUCAUGGCCGAGGGGGUGGAAGGCAGAAGGCCACAAAGAUUGGGUGGCCUCGGUCGUGGAGGGGUCCGCCGAUGGGUGGGUGAAAGGCCCUGGGGCGAUGUGGCUAGCUCGAAAGGGCGAAGACUAUUACGCCGGGGGGAAUUCUUCACACAGGCCUUGAUUUACAGAAGGCUUGCGCGACAUCUGAAGAUCGAGCUGAAGGCCUUUGACCCAGCGGUAUAUGGCCUCCCCCCCUCCAACCAGAUAUCAGAUUCUCCCUUCCCGAGGGCGUUGAAAGGCCAGAAUUGGAGGAUUCCGAGCUUUUGAAGGAGGCCGAGGGGGAUGAAGCAGAGGCCGGCGCAAAGGUCAUUUCAAAUCCCGUGGAAGAGGCUGCCACCGGGACUGAUAAUAGUUGAUUUGUACUUAGCACAUUUUGAACAAUUUUGUUGUAACGAAUAUUUGUAUGCUCUCGGCCUCGGCCAUUUUGUAAUAUACACUUUAACUUUUCCUUCCUUUUGAUUGUUUUUCUUUGAAUGUAUGCCCUCGUCUUUUCUGAAU
Molecule: messenger RNA, 1572 nt
Organism: Cuscuta europaea
Lineage: Eukaryota; Viridiplantae; Streptophyta; Magnoliopsida; Solanales; Convolvulaceae
Source: the annotation of a GenBank genome assembly